AUGUUCCCUGAGACUGAGGGAUUCCUUGUAGCUAUACAGGACCAGGUCAUUCCUACCAACAAUUACAAGAGGUUCAUACUUAAGAACUUGCAACAGUCUGAUAAAUGCAGGUACGGCUGUCAGGACUCCGAAACAAUACAGCACGUAACUGGUGGAUGCCAAGCAUUCGCUCCAACGGACUAUAAGGAGCGCCACGACAUAGCUGCCAAAAUCAUUCACCAGGAGUUGGCAUACAAAUUCAAACUGAUCGAAUGCAAGCUACAGUACUACAAAUAUACACCGCAAUGUGUCCUCGAGAACGACAAGUAUAAACUAUACUGGGAUCGCACUGUGCUUACGGACCAAUACAUAAAACAAAACAGACCUGACAUAAUCAUUGUCGACAAGGACGCCCAGAAAGUAACACUGAUUGAUGUGGCCAUACCUAAUAGUAACAAUUUAACAUACAAACAUAAUGAGAAAGUUGCAAAAUACAGGGAGCUAGAAUUUCAAAUUAAACGCCAGUGGAAAAUGAAGUACGUGGAAACAAUACCAAUAAUAAUGUCAUCUACAGGGGUGAUACCAAGAAGGCUGCUAGAAAACAUCAAAGCGCUGGAACUGAGUGAAAACAUUUACAAAAUCAUACAGAAAGGAGUUUUGCUGGCAACUGCCCGCAUAGUAAGAAAUUUAUGGGAAUGCAAGUACUAG
Molecule: messenger RNA, 687 nt
Organism: Acanthoscelides obtectus
Lineage: Eukaryota; Metazoa; Arthropoda; Insecta; Coleoptera; Chrysomelidae
Source: the annotation of a GenBank genome assembly